Molecule: messenger RNA, 579 nt
Organism: Nylanderia fulva
Lineage: Eukaryota; Metazoa; Arthropoda; Insecta; Hymenoptera; Formicidae
Source: RefSeq, a predicted model, not a curated record
AUGUCGCCAAACACAGUCUUCGAGAACCUGGACAGCGUGGACAGAUUAAAGAAUGCGGAAGGCUACCCGCUGUGGAAAUUCCAAGUAGGUAUAAUACUAAAAGCCAGUGACCUUUACGGCAAUGUAAUAACACUGCCUGCGGUCGAAUUGCAAACCGAGCAGUGGAAGAAGAACGACGCAAAGGCGCAAAAAGUGAUAGUCACGACGGUGGACAAGCAAUCGCUGAUACACAUUAUGAGUUGCGAGUCGAGCCACGAUAUGUGGGAAAAAUUAAAGAGUAUAUACGAGAGAGACUCGGAGCAGAACAAAUACGUGUUGAUGCAAAAAUUCUUUGAGACAAAGAAACCGAAACCCACCGACAUGGCCACACACGUUGCCGAGUUGAAAAACAUAGUUUUUAGACUGAAGGCGCUGGGAGUGAAUAUAACGGACGAGAUGUUGAUUUCUAAAAUAUUAACUACGCUGCCCGAGAAGUAUAAAUUUUUUGCAAGUGCGUGGGAAUCCGUCAGUAAGCAGGAAAGGACGUUGCCGAAUCUGACUGCGAGGCUCCUGGCAGAAGAAACAAGGAAUAAUGUGUAA